UUUCUUGGGACUCCUUGAAGAACAUAUUUGUUUUGUUGUUGAGGCUAUACUCAUAUUUCUUUGCCAAACUGAUUGCUCAAACUGCAAAUGAUCUCUGAGUUAAUUACCAGCUAGUUUGAAGGAGAGAAAUGUCUAUCUGUAAGUGGGUCGACAUGGAGGACAACAAAUGCCAGAAUUUGCUGAAGCAGGAUUCUCCUGAAGAACUUCCAUCCCUUCUGAAGUAUAUAGAAUCCAAGACAGUGUCUGGAUUUGAUGACAUUGAAGAGUGUGGUAGCCUGAAUCAACAACUUCAAUCAACCGCUAGGACUACUCCAACUUCGGAUCCUGUUUGUGCAUUAGCUAAGAGGCAGGAGGAUGCAUCUCAAGCCACUAAUUCUGAACGGUUGCAUUCUGUCUCUAUCAGCAUGCCUUCUUCUCCUUUGGGGAAUGACUUGGAAAGCAAUAGAAAAGUUUUAUUAAUGGAUAAUGAUGAAAUGGAUGUUAGCAGAAAGAACCCAAACUUUAGAGACACACCAGUGGAUGUUAGCAGCAAACAACCAAAACAAGCCAAGUUUCAUUCUCAGCCCAUUCCAGUAGCAGUAGGCAUUGCAUAUGUUGAUGCAGUUUGCAGUACUGGAAAAGCUUCUGGUCCUUCAGAAGGACAACUAAGGAACUCAAGGAUUGAUGAAUUCAAGGACAAAAGUUUUGAUUCUUUCAAAACAUGGUCUGGAAGACUUGAGAGGCAGCUAUCUCAUUUACGUGGAAAGCAGUGUGAUCCUGAACCAGAAGUUAACACUACACAGAAUUCUGAAAUUGAAGUUUUAUCAGUGGACCGGUACUUUGAUGCUUUAGAAGGGCCUGAGUUGGAUACACUAAAGGAUUCAGAGGGGUUGGUGCUUCCAGAAGACAAGCAGUGGCCUUUCCUUCUGCGUUAUCCAAUAUCUGCUUUUGGCAUGUGUUUAGGGGUUAGCAGCCAGGCAAUUCUGUGGAAAACCCUGGCAACCUCCACAUCCACAAGUUUCCUCCACAUAAACCUGUCUGUCAAUCUUGUCCUCUGGUGCAUCUCUAUUGGUCUUACAGCCCUGAUCUUGUUAAUUUAUUCUCUUAAAUUUAUUUUGUACUUUGAAGCUGUCCGGCGUGAGUAUUAUCACCCCAUCCGUGUCAACUUUUUCUUUGCACCUUGGAUAGCCUUCCUGUUCUUAGCUCUUGGUGCCCCACCUUCACUUGCCAAAAACCUGCAUGCAGCUCUCUGGUACAUUUUGAUGAGCCCAAUCUUCUGUCUUGAACUCAAGAUCUAUGGACAAUGGAUGUCAGGAGGUCAGCGGAGGCUUUCAAAAGUGGCAAACCCUUCAAACCAUCUAGCCAUUGUUGGGAACUUUGUGGGUGCAUUGCUUGGUGCAUCUAUGGGACUAAAAGAAGGGCCUAUCUUCUUCUUUUCUGUUGGGUUGGCUCACUACAUAGUGCUAUUUGUAACUCUUUACCAGAGGCUUCCAACAAAUGAGACACUUCCAAAGGAGCUCCAUCCAGUGUUCUUUUUGUUUGUUGCAGCACCUAGCGUUGCUUCCAUGGCGUGGGCAAAUAUUCAAGGGUCGUUUGAUUAUGGCUCAAGGGUUGCUUACUUCAUUGCAUUGUUUCUGUAUGUCUCACUGGCUGUUCGGGCUAAUUUCUUUAAGGGGUUCAGGUUUUCACUGGCGUGGUGGGCAUACACUUUCCCAAUGACAGGGGCUUCCAUUGCAACCAUCAGGUACUCAAGUGUAGUAAAAAAUCCAGUAACACAAUCUCUGUCUGUCAUACUCUCUGCCAUUUCUACUCUCACAGUGACAGCUCUGCUCAUCACCACCAUCCUUCAUGCCUUUGUAUUUCGAGACCUCUUCCCCAACGAUAUUGCCAUUGCAAUUACAACAAAAAGGCCAAAAAAGAGUAAGAAGCAGUUCCAUCUGAGUUCUGGAAAUUCAGAUGCCAAAGAUAUUGAAGCUUCUUUGAAAUCUGCUGGUUCAGAUGGUGAAGGCACAGAAGUUUCUCUGAGAUCUAUAAGCGUAGAUAAAAAAUAGAAAUGAAAGCUUCCUGCCUAAUUAACCAGUACCCAUGUUGUAUAAUCAAGCUCAUGGUGUCAACACCAUGCCGGAUUUUCUGUUUUUCUACUUGUCCUACUUGAGAAAAGACUAGUUUUCAUCACUCGGAUGGUCAAACAAGGUGGUGAUGGAGUUUUGUAUCAGUAGUCAUGGAUAAAUGUACAGUGAGACAAUUGAAUAUAAGACUAGGAAGGUUGUGAAAAAGGUGUAUGAGAAAAUGGGAGGGAUGAACCAAUGAUAUGAAUGGGCUCCCCCUUAGUGUUCCUUGUACAAAAUAAAAAAUAAAAAAAUACUCUAACCAAUUCAGUGAUUGUG
This is a messenger RNA of Nelumbo nucifera (sacred lotus), 2366 nucleotides long. Its product is annotated as S-type anion channel SLAH2-like. The record is from RefSeq and is a predicted model, not a curated record. NCBI's taxonomy places the organism in Eukaryota, Viridiplantae, Streptophyta, Magnoliopsida, Proteales, Nelumbonaceae. Gene Ontology annotation, molecular function: voltage-gated monoatomic anion channel activity. Gene Ontology annotation, biological process: transmembrane transport; intracellular monoatomic ion homeostasis. Gene Ontology annotation, cellular component: membrane.